AUGUCGUCCCCGUCCCCCCUGCACACGCAGACCCAAUCGAGCAGUGGCUCGAUCGUCCACGACGUCUUCCACGCCUACCGUCUCAACGUUCCCGCCUCCCUGCAAGUCAUCGACGCCUUCCUUUGCUACGUCCUUGCCACGGGCAUCAUCCAGUUGAUCUACGCCAUGUCCGUGGGUUCGUUCCCGUUCAACUCCUUCCUGGCGGGCUUCCUCUCCUGCGUCGGCGUCUUCGUGCUCACCGUGUCGCUGCGCAUGCAGCUCUCCGAGCGCAACCUCAAGGACCCCAACAACCGCUGGCAGGGCUUGUCCAAGAAGAGAGCCGUCGCCGACUGGCUCUUUUGUAACUUUAUUCUGCACAUGGCCGUCCUCAAUUUUCUCGGCUAG
Chondrus crispus (carragheen) is the source of this 384-nucleotide messenger RNA. RefSeq names its product Oligosaccharyl transferase subunit DAD1, also called Defender against cell death 1. Gene Ontology annotation, biological process: protein N-linked glycosylation. Gene Ontology annotation, cellular component: membrane; oligosaccharyltransferase complex. The transcript has a single exon. NCBI's taxonomy places the organism in Eukaryota, Rhodophyta, Florideophyceae, Gigartinales, Gigartinaceae. The record is from RefSeq and is a predicted model, not a curated record. Bases 1 to 384 code for a protein of 127 amino acids.